CGCUUCGGGAUAUCAGGAAGCAGGUUCAUCAUAUCAGCGUGGACGAAGGGGAAAUUUGUCCGUAGACCCUGUUGGCCCCCCACAUAAGAUUGUCACUUUUGGGUGCUACAUGAUUGGGUUGUGGCUAGAUUCUACUCAAGCAAUAGUGCUAAAAGCGGACUUUGAGGGCAAUUAUGCUCCUUCUGGCACAUUGUAUUUUGAUAGUCACAAUUUUUUAAUCCGUCUUCUUUAUUUAGACGGAUUAAAAGUCGUGGGAUAUAUAAAUCAAGAUGGAACACUUUUGGGAGUCCGAGCACCGAAACCAAACGCUGGAUCGAGGAUUGUAGAACCUAAUGAAUCAACCUGGUAUAUCUCUUAUUCGGCGAAAAAAUUUAAGAUUAAAAUAAAUCCUGCUACAGAAAAUGUGUUAGGAAUCACCCUUAUGCCUAGAAAUGUACACGAAGCUGAACAUACACCCGAAAAGGUUUUAAUAGGUGGAAUACGAUUUUUUGUGUUCAGAGGGCCCUCUGGGGACAUUUUGGGAGCUGCGCUUCACCAGUAAUAUCCUUAAUUAUGAAUUUCACGAAGAUUAUUCUACAAAAACAUAAGAAACAAUUGAUGAAUGUUAGUUAAUAUUUCUAUCACACAUAUUCUUCGCUAAUGACAUGAAGGGGUCCAGUCUAUUCUGAUAAUUUUAAAACAGAAAACUAAUUAUUAAAUUUAACCUUUACAAUACUGAAGAUGGGCGACAACUAAAAUAUUUCCACCCAUAACUUAAGGAAGAAGUUUUAAUCCAGAAAAUAAAAUACUUUUCUGGGCUUCUCUUUCUUGUUCUUAAUCGAAAUGAUCCUCAUUAGUUUUUGGAAUUUGUAUAAUUAACGUGAGUGCAUGAAAAAUUUAGAAAAAAUAAAAAUGUGAUUGUGUGUGAUGUUUGUAAGGACUCUGCAU
This is a messenger RNA of Belonocnema kinseyi, 927 nucleotides long. RefSeq lists its product as uncharacterized. Lineage: Eukaryota; Metazoa; Arthropoda; Insecta; Hymenoptera; Cynipidae. Bases 110 to 541 code for a protein of 143 amino acids. The transcript is spliced from 2 exons. The record is from RefSeq and is a predicted model, not a curated record.